UCAGUCGGCGCCGCCAUGUUGGGGCUUGCGGGUCGCUGCUCGGCCGCUGCCGCCGCCGCCGCCCGGCCGCUGCUGCACCGCGGGGCCGGGCAGGCUGCUGACUUCCUGCCUCUGCUCCUCAGCCGCGGGGCCGGCCCAGCCGCCGCCGUCGGGGCGCGACGGGACUAUGCAGCCCAGGCGGCCCCCGCCGCCAAGGCCGGCUCGACCACCGGGCGCAUCGUGGCCGUCAUCGGUGCGGUCGUGGACGUGCAGUUCGACGAGGGCCUGCCCCCGAUCCUCAACGCCCUUGAGGUGCAGGGCAGGGAGACCAGGCUGGUGCUGGAGGUAGCUCAGCACCUGGGGGAGAACACUGUGCGCACCAUCGCCAUGGACGGCACCGAGGGGCUGGUGCGGGGGCAGAAGGUGCUGGACUCGGGCGCCCCCAUCCGCAUCCCCGUGGGCCCCGAGACCCUCGGCAGGAUCAUGAACGUCAUCGGGGAGCCCAUCGACGAGAGGGGCCCCAUCACCACGAAGCAGUUCGCUGCCAUCCACGCCGAGGCCCCCGAGUUCGUGGAGAUGAGCGUGGAGCAGGAGAUCCUGGUGACUGGCAUCAAGGUGGUGGAUCUGCUGGCUCCCUAUGCCAAGGGUGGCAAGAUCGGUCUGUUUGGAGGUGCUGGCGUUGGCAAGACUGUGCUGAUCAUGGAGCUGAUCAACAACGUGGCCAAAGCCCACGGUGGCUACUCCGUGUUCGCCGGCGUCGGGGAGCGCACGCGUGAGGGCAACGACCUCUACCACGAGAUGAUCGAGUCUGGCGUCAUCAACCUGAAGGAUGCCACCUCCAAGGUCGCCCUGGUCUACGGGCAGAUGAAUGAGCCCCCAGGCGCCCGUGCCAGGGUGGCCCUGACUGGGCUGACGGUGGCAGAGUACUUCAGGGACCAGGAGGGUCAGGAUGUGCUGCUCUUCAUUGACAACAUCUUCCGCUUCACACAGGCUGGCUCCGAGGUGUCAGCCUUGCUGGGCAGAAUCCCCUCAGCUGUGGGCUACCAGCCCACGCUGGCCACUGACAUGGGCACCAUGCAGGAGAGGAUCACCACCACACGCAAGGGUUCCAUCACCUCGGUGCAGGCCAUCUACGUGCCAGCUGAUGACUUGACUGACCCCGCUCCUGCCACCACCUUUGCCCACUUGGAUGCCACGACUGUGUUGUCCCGUGCCAUUGCUGAGCUGGGCAUCUACCCAGCUGUGGACCCCCUGGACUCCACCUCUCGUAUCAUGGACCCCAACAUUGUGGGCCCUGAGCACUACGAUGUGGCUCGAGGUGUGCAGAAGAUCUUGCAGGACUACAAGUCCCUGCAGGACAUCAUUGCCAUCCUGGGCAUGGAUGAGCUGUCAGAGGAGGACAAGCUGACCGUGGCACGGGCACGCAAGAUCCAGCGCUUCCUGUCGCAGCCCUUCCAGGUGGCAGAGGUCUUCACUGGCCACAUGGGCAAGCUGGUACCCCUCAAGGAGACCAUUAAGGGCUUCAAGCAGAUCCUGGCAGGUGAAUACGACCACCUCCCGGAGCAGGCCUUCUACAUGGUGGGGCCCAUCGAGGAGGCUGUGGCCAAGGCUGAGAAGCUGGCAGAGGAGCACGCCUGAGGCGAGGGCACUGCCACCUGUCCCCUGCCUGGGCCUCGCUGCUGUCCCCCCCCCAGAUAUUUAACAUUUCCAAUAAAACCGUCGGUGAAA
Messenger RNA from Pogoniulus pusillus (Red-fronted tinkerbird), 1707 nucleotides. It is a transcript of the gene ATP5F1B, whose product is annotated as ATP synthase F1 subunit beta. NCBI's taxonomy places the organism in Eukaryota, Metazoa, Chordata, Aves, Piciformes, Lybiidae. The transcript is spliced from 10 exons. Gene Ontology annotation, biological process: proton transmembrane transport; proton motive force-driven mitochondrial ATP synthesis. Gene Ontology annotation, molecular function: proton-transporting ATP synthase activity, rotational mechanism; ATP binding; ATP hydrolysis activity. The record is from RefSeq and is a predicted model, not a curated record. The coding region runs from base 16 to 1617 and encodes 533 amino acids.